CCCCGCUGCAGCCGGAUUCGACUGAGACUAAUGCAGGAUGAGUGCGUCACAAACGCAAAUUCGUUUCUGACCAAGGCGACUUAAAAAAAAGAUAAGUAAUUAAACAACGUUGUUUGAUUUUUUUUAAAUGAAAGACGCUGGCUCAUAAUAAGAAUAUAAAUAAUUAUAACUAAUCCAACGACAACCGUUAUCUACAAAUAGUGUCUUUAUUACAUGUUUUCUAUAUGAUAUUAUUUAAAAGACAGCGCGUGUUUAACAUAAACUGUAUCAGAUUUUAUUGAACUCUGAAACAUUGAAUCUGUGGCUCCGGCCGGGGUUCACGUGGUCACAACAUCGCAGCAUCAUGGCGGCCGGAUUCAAAACGGCAGAACCAUUGGAAUAUCACAGAAGUUUCCUGAAGGAGAACUGCCGGCCAGAUGGCAGAGAACUGGGCGAGUUCCGAGCCACAACUCUCAACAUCGGCUCCAUUUCCACAGCUGAUGGCUCGGCGUUGGUCAAGAUUGGAAACACGACUGUCAUCUGCGGCAUUAAAGCGGAGUUGGCGACUCCACCGACAGAUGCACCAAACAAAGGUUAUAUAGUGCCCAAUGUGGACCUGCCACCGCUCUGCUCGUCCAGGUUCCGCCCAGGUCCUCCAGGUGAACAGGCACAAGCUGCCAGCCAGUUCAUUGCAGACCUCAUUGACAGCGCCAACAUAAUACAAAGAGAAGACCUGUGCAUUGAAUCGGGCAAGCUCAGCUGGGUGUUAUACUGUGACAUCAUGUGCCUGGACUAUGACGGGAACUUGCUAGAUGCUUGUGUCAUAGCCUUGCUGGCAGCUCUGGAGAAUGCACAGCUUCCAGAGGUCACAAUUAACAAGGAGACAGAACUGGCAGAAGUGAACCCACAAAAGCUGCAUCCCCUGAAUGUUACUAAACACCCAGUUGGCUCAUCAUUUGCUGUUUUUGACAACACCAUUGUCAUAGUUGAUCCAACUGCUGAGGAGGAGAGCCUGUCGACAGCCACGAUAACUGUAGUAACUGAUGAAGAUGAGAGAUUGUGUGCGCUACACAAACCAGGGGGAAGUGGUCUGUCUGCUGAGAAGUUGCAGGACUGCAUCAGUCGAGCUGUGACUCGGCAUCGUGAAGUCAGGAAGCUGAUCGAAGAAGUCCUGAAGAGCAUCAAGCCACAGCAGUGAACAUAGCCAACACCCCAUUUUUUCUCUAAAAGUUGUAUUUUCCACUGUCAAUAUAUAUUCUUUUAUAUCACAAUAAAACUACUGACAAAGAACAUUUUACAAAA
Scleropages formosus (Asian bonytongue) is the source of this 1281-nucleotide messenger RNA. RefSeq names its product exosome component 8 (gene exosc8). The transcript is spliced from 11 exons. The record is from RefSeq and is a predicted model, not a curated record. Gene Ontology annotation, molecular function: mRNA 3'-UTR AU-rich region binding. Gene Ontology annotation, biological process: U4 snRNA 3'-end processing; rRNA catabolic process; exonucleolytic trimming to generate mature 3'-end of 5.8S rRNA from tricistronic rRNA transcript (SSU-rRNA, 5.8S rRNA, LSU-rRNA). NCBI's taxonomy places the organism in Eukaryota, Metazoa, Chordata, Actinopteri, Osteoglossiformes, Osteoglossidae. Bases 344 to 1177 code for a protein of 277 amino acids. Gene Ontology annotation, cellular component: cytoplasmic exosome (RNase complex); nuclear exosome (RNase complex).